CAAAAAUCAAAGUCAGGGCCGGCAGUGAUCCAUUGAUCCCCUGAUGCAGCGGUCUUUGUCCUCUGGUCAGGGAGGUUUGAGCCACUUGGACAUCGACUGCAAGGAGGCUCUUCAGCAAUUGCUGCGGCCCAGUUACUAUGGGAUCAUCAACCCAUGGAUGGGUUCCGCGUCGACACGCCAGAAGCAGGACAUGAUCUUGUUGAAGAAAAGGAUGGAAGAAGCUGAUCGACCGGGGAAGAAUCCCUACCUCAUGGCGGAUGUUGGCAAGAUCCAGAUCACCUCCAACCCUUGGGGACGUGAACGCGAGUCCAAUGUGAUUCCCGUCACGGCGGACCGUAUCCAGGCGGAUCUCUUGAGAAAUCAGUCCGGGGCCGAGCAGCGCGACGUGCGAAGGGAGAAGGAGCGUCAGUACAUGGCCAGAUAUAGCGAGAUCCCGAGUACGGCCUCGGUGGCGGACUUCUUCCAACUGAGCAAGACCCCCGUCUUGGAGCAUCCUACCAUGAAGGUGCUGACAGAUCGCGUGCGUGGCAAGCUGAAGCACUGGCAGGUCCUGGGUCCAGAACGCAAUCCGCAUGAAGCAGCUGAGAUGAUGCGUGGAUUGCAAACCUUAGCAGCUGCCUGUGAGAGGCUUCCCAGUUAUAGCGAGUACAGCGCCACCAGCAGCAGCAAGGUGCACGAGCGUCUUUUUGGCUACUCCCAAGUGGUGCCCAGGGGGAACAGGACCCUGAAGUCUGUUCCCAAGUUGAGAAGGACACCUCUUUCCAGUUCAGCGCCGAUUCUACUGCGACCUCUUCUGGAUCCUGCAGAACUGGAGGCCAUUUCAAGGCCCGGUGGCACUGCAGUGCAGUUGAACGACUGCGAACCGCUGCAGCGCAUGAAGAACAUCGCCCGCUCAUCGCAGUCGCAGGUGCAAAUGUCCAUGGGCCCCACUGAUUGGAGUACCACCUCCAGGGACAUGGCCAAAGAUUAUGCUUCUUGAGGCGAGUGUCUCACAAGGCCAUGCUUGCCUUCCGCGGGCCCGUUUCACCGCAUCUUCUGUAGCCCGGUGAUCUAUCUCAUCAGAUCCAUGUACUCAGGCACUUGUACUCCUAAAUAGGAGGGUCUGAUGAGUACAAG
Cladocopium goreaui is the source of this 1116-nucleotide messenger RNA. The record is from the annotation of a GenBank genome assembly. NCBI's taxonomy places the organism in Eukaryota, Dinophyceae, Suessiales, Symbiodiniaceae.